GGAACCUACGUGUUUGUUUCUACCCGACGAACAAAACGUGAUGCACCUUCGAUGCUUCUGUUUUUAGCAUUUUCUUGGUUACCGUUUUGCCAAUGGACUGACAUCAGCCAGCAGAGAUGCUGCUGAAAGAUCUUCCCAGAGAGGCCCUGAUGCGGCCGUUGUCCAGGAAUGAAGUGGUGGGCAUGCUGCUGAGGUUGACCAUCUUUGGCGCAGCCACCUACUACAGCAUCAAAUGGGUUAUAGAGGCUAUGGACCCUACCUGCAAGCAGAAAAAUCAAGCCAAGAAAAGGGCAGAACUGCUGAUGAAGAGGAUUGGCGUUGAGGGGGUCAAACUUACUGAGUAUGAGAUGAACAUUGCAUCUCACCUAGUUGAUCCGCAAACUAUGAAGGUGUCCUGGAGAGAUAUAGCAGGUCUAGAUGAGGUUAUCAACGAGCUGCAAGAUACGGUCAUCCUGCCCUUUCAGAAAAGACACCUUCUAGCUGGAUCCAAACUUUUUCAGCCUCCUAAAGGUGUUUUAUUGUUUGGUCCUCCAGGAUGUGGGAAGACCAUGAUCGCCAAGGCAACAGCUAAAGCCUCGGGCUGCAAGUUUAUAAACCUUCAGGCCUCCACGCUGACAGACAUGUGGUACGGUGAAUCACAGAAGCUGACUGCUGCUGUCUUCUCAUUGGCUGUCAAAAUCCAGCCCUGUAUCAUCUUUAUUGAUGAGAUUGAGUCGUUUCUGAGGAACCGCUCCAGCUUGGACCACGAGGCGACAGCCAUGAUGAAGGCCCAGUUCAUGAGUCUGUGGGAUGGCCUGGAUACUUCCUCAACCACCCAGGUGAUGAUCAUGGGAGCUACAAACCGACCACAGGAUGUGGAUCCAGCCAUUCUGCGCAGGAUGCCCGCCACUUUUCAUGUUGGACUCCCAAACACAAGACAGAGACAAGACAUCCUGAAGCUGAUUUUAGCAGGAGAAAAUCUGAGCAACGCCAUUAAUCUGAAGGAGAUUGCUGAAAAGACAGAAAGUUACUCCGGCAGUGACCUGCGAGAGCUUUGCCGUGAUGCCGCCAUGUACCGAGUUCGGGACUAUGUCCGCAAGGAGCAGAUGAGGCAGAUUGCUCAACAGCUGCAGGACUGCCAGGAGGAGGAAAAGCCUGUGGAUGAGGAGCGGUUGCGGCCAGUCACCCAGCUGGACCUCCUCUUCGGCCUGGACAAGAUGAAGGAAUCUAAGCGAGCGACAGCCUCUAUGUUACCCAGUGUGUCGGAUGUUCCCCUGGACUAAACACCUAUUGUGCACCACUGAUGGGAAGCAAUCUCUUCUCUUUUGUCCACAGUGUGUUCCACCUCGCUGACCUGAAGUUCCUCCAACAUGUCAGAGGUGCGGCUGGACAAGCCAGCAAGCAGCCAUACUUCUCUUAAACUUUAUUUAUUCAGGCAGGGAUUGUUCUGAGCAUGCUUGUUUUCAGCAAAGCCCUGCUAAAUGUGUACAGUGACAAUUCAUUCAGAAAUCUACUGUCUCCUCCUACUGGAGAAGUCAGUGUUGUAAGAGUUUGUGCUGGAAGAGGAGAAAGCAUUUUUCAUAAACUUUACAAAUCAAUCUGGAAAUACUUCUAGUAAAACUAUAAACUACUCUACCAUUUCAUUAUAUGGUUUCAUUUAGUGUCCUAUCACUCACUUACACAUGAUGAUGACCAGAGGGGAGUAAGUGCGAUGAGUCAUGACUCAUUCAGAGUCUGGAAUCCAGACCAAUGAAACCAGUGCUGUGGUUCGAUUUCCAGAUCAACUAUGAUUUCAAUCAUUCUUUUUUGUGCAAGUACAUAUUUGAAUAACAAGUACUGAAAUUAUUUUAAAGUGAUAGUAUCCAAGUACUUUGGAAGAUACUUCAGUAGAUCCUGCUGCUCCCAAGUCCCAUUACACUAUAUCCUUUGAAAAUAGGUGUUGUGUGGUAGCAGGUUACCCAGUAAUGCGUCCAUAUUAUUAUCACUUUUCUCAGUAAUAGGUGUCCAGCAAAGAAGUCAUAUCAGUAUACAAACAUUAGCUAUCAUGUAUGUAUCUUUCUAAAAGUCAGAUUGAACAUUUUCUCUCUCUUAGUGAAUGUUAAAAUACUACAGUAAUUAGACUAUUUUCAAAGCUAACAAGAACAGUGAUUGUCAUCACUUUUUGCUUCCAUGAAUAUUCACAUCAUUGCACUCCACAUCUAUGUUUUAAUGCUUUGACUUUGUUGUUUUUGUAGAUAAGAGAGAAUAUUUGUGUAGCUGCAGUAAUGGGAUACUCAUCAUUUAAUGAGUCACUGCUCCUAAGGAGCAGUAAUUCAGACUAUUUCUUUUUGAAAUUACAAUAACAAGUAAUAGAUAAAUGUAUGUGUAUGUCGAUGAAGUGAAGUCACAAAAUGCAUAUGGCGAUGAAAAUGAAGAGCAGACAAAAGUAAGGCACAGGAGAAACAUAACAUUUGCAAGAAUUGCAAAAGAGCUCAACAUCUUUUAUUCCACAAAACAGCAAUGCAGCGUGUAUGCAGUUUUCUUCCCAGAGCUGUGAGUUAAUAUGUGUUGACAAAAACAGCUAACAAAACAAAAAUGCGAGUGUCAAGAGGAAACGGGAUCACCACUUCAACCCUGUAAUAGGAACCACAGCUGUAAUGAUCUGAGCCAAAGGCAGUAAUAAUAGAUGCUGUUGUACUGUAUUAUCUCAAAAAUCAUUAUUUAACUGCUAAAUGGCUAUAAUAAUGUACUUAACUGUUGUGUUACUGCUCAGUCCUCUCCGCUGUUAGCAGGUUUAUCAUAGUUGUUGUCCUGUAUGCAUGUCUGUAAAUGUUGAAGACAAAUAUGUUCAAGUUCAGGCCAUGACUUGGAAUGUGACCAAAUCUGAUUAAUGGUCAUCAUGCAUUUAAUGCUGCUCCUGUACUCGAUCAUUUUUGCACCAAAAAAGACAACAGCUUAUAUUUCAUCUUAAAAUCUAAACCAGUGUUCCAGCAGUUUCUCACAAAAGUUUUUUAGUGUCAUAUUUAUUGUGCCAUUAUCAUUCUUAGUGAAUCCCCACUGUUUAACUUUGAAUGUAUUUAUAAUGAACUUUUCAUGUCAUGCUCCGUACAUCAAACAACAACUGACAGCGUCGGCUGUCACUGCAUCACACGCAGGGCUUUUUGUGUCACUUACUUUUAUUCUCACUUAAGGAGAGCGUGGCUUGAAAAUUUGAGUACUUUCAAUCAGUUGUCAGUCUGUCAGUUUGAAGUUGUUGUCACAUGCUUUUCUGCCUCCCCUCUCUAUAAAAAGCCUCAUUAUUUGCCAUACGGUCACAGCAUGUGUUCAUGGUUCUGUCCCAUGCAGACUGAGCAUGCCAGGACAUGUUUGUCAAUCAAAGAUGACCACAAGGUGGCACUGCAGCUUCACUGCACUUGUAACUGAGGCAGGUGUUGCAGGCUGAGAUAUGGACUGUUCUCAUUUAGAGCAGUUUUAUAGCAUUAUGGUGAGACAAUGAAACAGAGAAGCCUGUGUUCUCGAUUGUUUCUUGCUUAUUGGUUUAUUUAGCAAUAUUUAGACAUCUGUUGCUCUUCAUUAGAGUACCUCAGGUAACAGUUAAAGGUCAAAAUGUUGCCAUGUAAACCAACAAUUGUGUCUCACUGCAGCUCACAGAUGUUAACCCCCAUUCUUAACAAGCGGUAAAUGCAAUAUCACCUCUAAAGUCAUUCAUCAGUUAUGUGGCAGAGGCUCCAUGGAUACACAGGUUUCCUUUUGCAGGUAAUUUUACUGUCAACUAUGUGUGUAUGUGGAAUAUGAAAUAUUAACUAUGUAAAGUGUAUUUAUUACACUGAAGAAAUGUUUUUUUUUCAACCAGCAAAACAUUACCUCAUUUAUUUCAGCAUGAAUUUCCACCACGUUGUCAGUCUUGUCCUUGUGUAUUAAAUGUAAUAAAUCUGAUGUCCAAAAUA
This is a messenger RNA of Thunnus maccoyii (southern bluefin tuna), 3905 nucleotides long. RefSeq names its product ATPase family AAA domain containing 1a (gene atad1a). Bases 117 to 1262 code for a protein of 381 amino acids. NCBI's taxonomy places the organism in Eukaryota, Metazoa, Chordata, Actinopteri, Scombriformes, Scombridae. Gene Ontology annotation, cellular component: mitochondrial outer membrane. Gene Ontology annotation, molecular function: ATP binding; ATP hydrolysis activity. The transcript has 10 exons. The record is from RefSeq and is a predicted model, not a curated record.